AUGUUAUCUGCCUUUUUCAGUUAUACAUAUGAUCAAGUGACUGUAAAACUGGGGCUCUAUUCCCUGGUUGGAAGCAAUCCUAACAGUGUGUCAAGCAGCCUCAUUAAGGCCAUCAAACAUCCGAACUACAACAGUCAAACGAACGACAACGACCUCUCUCUCCUGCAGCUAUCCUCUACUGUAUCAUUCAAUAAUUAUAUCACUCCUGUGUGCCUGGCUGCUACAGGGAGCACUUUUAACAAUGGCACCCUGAUAUGGGUUACUGGCUGGGGAAACAUUGGUAGUGAAGUAAGUCUACCAUCUCCUGGGAAAUUACAGGAAGUUCAAGUCCCAAUUAUUGGAAACAGGAUGUGUAACUGUUUAUAUGGAGUUGGAACUAUUAACAAUGAUAUGUUGUGUGCUGGGUUUUUGCAAGGGGGCAAGGACUCUUGUCAGGGUGACUCUGGAGGUCCACUGGUUAUUAAACAAGGCUCUCAGUGGAUCCAGACUGGCAUUGUGAGCUUUGGUAAUAAAUGUGCUCUCCCAAAUUAUCCUGGUGUGUACACGAGUGUUUCUCAAUAUCAGAAUUGGAUCAGUCAAACUAUCAACACAAACCAGCCUGGCUUCAUCAAGUAUACAUCCAGUGGCACUGAUAGUGAUCUGCAGGUGAACUGCAAAGGCUUGCCAACUGUUCCCCCAACUACUGUACCAUCUGUGGUAUGUGGAAGUGCCAAGCUCAAUACUCUUUCAGGAACAGGCAGCCCCUUGGCAUCAGCAGGUACAUGGCCGUGGAUGGCCAGCCUGCAGCUUAAUGGUACUCAUAUUUGUGGUGGAACACUAAUAGCCCAGCAGUUUGUCAUGAGCUCAGCUGAUUGCUUUUCUAGCACAAACAAUCCCUCUGACUGGUCCGUAAAACUGGGUCGGCUCAAUCAGACCGGCCUUAACCCCAACGAGGUCACUGUUGCUGUGGCUAAUAUCACAUUCAGCACAAAUGGCAGCAAUAACAUAGCAGUGCUGAAGUUGUCUACCACUCCUACUCUUUCCGACUUCAUCCAGCCCAUAUGUGUAAACCUGGCGAGUACCAACUUCAAUAUUGGUUCUCAAUGCUGGGCAGCUGGCUGGGGCUCAGGAGGAGGAGCUCAACAAACACUUCAGCAGUUCAACAUGACUAUAGUGGACUGUGGAAAUGCAUCUUCAUCAAGCAGCAUCUGCACACAAGUCAUACCAUUAGAACAGACUGAAAGAGGAGGUCCUCUAAUGUGUAAGAUUGGGCAGACAUGGAUCCAGGCUGCAGUUUUAACCCUCACAAGCAACAGCACGAACAGUACCACUAAUUUUAUCAACAGCUCGAACAACACUACUAAUCUUACAAACAAUUCAGACAGCAACACUAAUUCUACCGCCAGCUCGAACAGCACAAUUAAUUCCACCACCAGCUCGAACAGCACCACUAAUUCCACCACCAGCUCGAACAGCUCCACUAAUUCCACCACCAGCUCGAACAGUACCACUAAUUUUACCACCAGCUCGAACAGCACCACCAAUUCCACCACCAGCUCGAACAGCACCACUAAUUCCACCACUAGCUCAAACAGUACCACUAAUUCCACCACUAGCUCGAACAGCACCACUAAUUCCACCACUAGCUCGAACAGCACCACUAAUUCUACCACCAGUUCGGACAGCACCACUAAUUCCACCACUGGCUCAAACAGCACCACUAAUUCCACCACUGGCUUAAACAGUACCACUAAUUUUACCACUAGCUCGAACAGCACCACUAAUUCCACCACUAGCUCGAACAGUAAUACUAAUUCUACCACUAGCUCGAACAGUACCACUAAUUCUACCACCAGCUCGAACAACACCACUAAUUCUACCACUAGCUCGAACAACACCACUAAUUCUACCACUAGCUCGAACAGCACCACUAAUUCUACCACUAGCUCGAACAGCACCACUAAUUCCACCACCAGCUCGAACAGUACCACUAAUUCUACCACCAGCUCGAACAACACCACUAAUUCCACCAACACCACAAACACCACUAGUGGCUCUAUUAAAAUCUUGUUAGAAGGGUCCCCUCGUGCCCCGAAUAUACAGACCUUCACCACAACAUCUAGAUCAGGCAAUAGAUGA
Molecule: messenger RNA, 2118 nt
Organism: Clarias gariepinus (North African catfish)
Lineage: Eukaryota; Metazoa; Chordata; Actinopteri; Siluriformes; Clariidae
Product: transmembrane protease serine 9-like
Exons: 8
Coding region: 1-2118 (705 amino acids)
Biological process (GO): proteolysis
Molecular function (GO): serine-type endopeptidase activity
Source: RefSeq, a predicted model, not a curated record